This is a messenger RNA of Corythoichthys intestinalis (scribbled pipefish), 3582 nucleotides long. RefSeq names its product glycoprotein M6Aa (gene gpm6aa). Gene Ontology annotation, cellular component: plasma membrane; axonal growth cone; filopodium. The record is from RefSeq and is a predicted model, not a curated record. The transcript has 7 exons. Gene Ontology annotation, biological process: neuron projection development. Bases 226 to 1062 code for a protein of 278 amino acids. NCBI's taxonomy places the organism in Eukaryota, Metazoa, Chordata, Actinopteri, Syngnathiformes, Syngnathidae.
CUCCUCCACUAGGGACCAAGGAGGGCUUUUCAGCACUUGUUUCAGCAGCGUGCAAUGGACAGCACCACAAAGACGGAUGCUUGACGGAGAGCUGACAGCAUUCUUGGGACUUGCCAGCACCGGAACGACAUCAUUUUGUGGACUAAAUCGUUUGACAUAAACGACCAGAAGACGCUGAAAAGCGGAAAGGCUUCUUAUUUACUGCUUUAACACACAACAGACACAAUGGAAGAAGACAUGGACGAGGGGCAGACCCAGAAGGGGUGCAUGGAGUGUUGCAUUAAAUGCCUGGGCGGAAUCCCCUACCCGUCACUCAUUGCCACCAUUUUGCUGUACGCCGGUGUGGCUCUGUUCUGCGGUUGUGGACAUGAGGCUCUUUCGGGAACCGUCACCAUCCUGCAGAACUACUUUGAGGUGGUACGCAGUCCCGUGGACGCGUUGGAUGUCUUCACCAUGAUUGACAUCAUCAAGUACGUGAUAUAUGGAGUGGCCUCUGCCUUUUUCGUCUAUGGCAUCUUGCUGAUGGUUGAGGGCUUCUUCACCAGCGGAGCUAUCAAAGACCUCUACGGAGACUUCAAGAUAACCACCUGUGGGCGCUGCGUUAGCGCUUGGUUCAUCAUGCUGACUUACAUCUUCAUGCUGGCCUGGCUGGGUGUGACGGCAUUUACCUCUAUACCCGUUUUUAUCUACUUCAACAUCUGGACCAUCUGUCAAAACGCCACCGUGCUGGAGGGCACCUCGCUCUGCUUGGACCCACGCCAAUACGGUAUUGUGGCAACCAAUGAAGCAAAGACAGUGUGUGCCGGAUCUGAGAAGUUCUACAAGAUGUGCGAAUCCACUGAGCUGGACAUGACGUUCCACCUGUUCAUCUGUGCCCUCGCUGGAGCAGGAGCAGCCGUCAUUGCUAUGAUCCACUACUUGAUGGUGCUGUCGGCCAACUGGGCCUACGUGAAGGAUGCGUGCCGGAUGCAGAAGUAUGAGGACAUCAAAUCCAAGGAGGAGCAGGAGCUUCAUGACAUCCACUCCACUCGCUCCAAGGAACGACUCAACGCUUAUACAUAAAUAGCAAAGUGGAGGAGGGGGCAGUUCCUCACCACUGCUGAUAUCACUGGUGCGUCACAUAACAAUGUGGUUUGGGCAGGGUACCGCCCCAGCCGCAAACAGCAUUUCAGACAACAAAUGAAGCCCCUAUACCUCUCUCGUGGAAGGUGUUUAUCAUUAUGGCAGUUGUUGAAAUAUGAGAGCAAUCGUUUGGUGCCGAGUAGUAAUUGUAGUGUAGUUUGUAGAAUCAUGAGUAGCAGUAGUACUUUAUUUUUUACGCUUUUGCUUAUGAAAAAAUGAUUUUGCCAAUGCUCAAUUCUUAACUCUUAACCCUCCUGUUAUAUUUAUGGGUCAAUGUGACACAUUUUUUUAACUCUUGCAGGGCACUCAUUUAACUCGUUGUCUGCCAUUGACUGUGCUACAGAGCAAUUUAGAAUUGGGGGGGGGGCGAAUUCACAGCCCGUCGCCUUGGUGUAAAUGAAUUGGACGCCUAUUGUUGUCAAUGGCCUGCUAUGAGUUGAAUACUAUGGAGGAAAAAAAUAAAAAUAAAUCAACUUGAGAGCCUUACUUAGGGCCGUAAACAGUGUGUAUUUAUUUAUUUGAAUUUAAUUUAGUUUUUAAUUAACAUUUUAUUAAUUAUACAUGUAUUUUUAAUAUCAAAGAAAUACGCAAAAAUACAGCAACAAUUAACAAUAACAUAAUAAUCUAAUUAUAAUUUGUAAGAUUUUAUAUAUUUUUUAAUGACCAGGAUGUUUCGUCACGUAAGAAUAAAAACAAUAAAAUCAAAUAAAUUAGGGGUGUCAAACGAUUAAAAUUUUUAAUCGAGUUAAUUACAGCUUAAAAAUUAAUCGUAAUUAAUCGCAAUUAAUCGCAAUUCAAACCAUCUAUAAAAUAUGCCAUAUUUUUCUGUAAAUUAUUGUGGGAAUGGAAAGGUAAGACAAGAUGGAUAUAUACAUUCAACAUACGGUACAUAAGUACUGUAUUUGUUUAUUAUAACAAUAAAUCAACAAGAUGGCAUUAACAUUAUUAACAUUCUGUGAAAGCGAUCCAUGGAUAGAAAGACUUGUAGUUCUUAAAAGAUAAAUGUUAGUACAAGUUAUAGAAAUUAUAUAUUAAAACCCCUCUUAAUGUUUUCGUUUUAAUAAAAUUUGUAAAAUUUUCAAUCAAAAAAUAAACUAGUAGCCCACCAUUGUUGAUGUCAAUAAUUACUUACACAAUGCUCAUGGGUGCUGAAGCCUAUAAAAUCAGUCGCACCCAAGCGCCAGCAGAGGGCGACAAAACUCCGAAAAACACAAUUAACAACAUGACAUUUCACUGUGCUGUCAUUUUAAUCUGAGCGGGGCAUGUGCGUUAAUUGCGUCAAAUAUUUUAACGUGAUUAAUUUAAAAAAUUAAUUACCGCUUAAUUCUUGUAAUUCUUAAUUCUUUAAAGAUUUUUAUCCAUCAAAAUGAGCCAAUUUGACCCAUAAUAUAGCAGGAGGUUUAAGAUUUGUAUUACUUUUUCUUUUUUUAUGGUGAAACAAUUUUGUUUUUUUAAUUCACGAGAAGGUCAACUGGGGCUUUAAAAACGUUCUCAUCUCAUGUGUGAUAUCGAUGUACUGUAUAUGAAUGAGUGAUGUAUUAUGAAAAAUGCAUACAGGGAAAUGUAUGCCAGGGAUAAAAAACACUAAUCACAAUACAAUAGUUAACUUUAUAUUUUAAAAUAGAUGGGGAAAAAAUGGUGGCACAACAAUGAAACCAAAACCAAAAGAAGACUUGGUAGGUGUGCCGAGCCUGUUGAAAAGGAAAACUAUUUUUUGAUUGAUAUAUAUAUAGGUAGGGGGCAAAGAAAAAAAAAAGGGACUAAAUUUGUUAGAAAUGGAUUAUGUACGCAUCUUUCAACUGUGAAUGAUUCUCUUGUCACUGAAGCACAUGCUGUCAUAAGCCACUGUUACAGUGCUGGUCAAAUUUAUCUGCACCCCUGCAAUUCUGUCAGAUAAUGCUCAGUUUCUCCCAGAAAAUGAUUGCAAUAACAAAUGCUUUGGUAGUAAUAUCUUCAUUUAUUUUGCUUGCAAUGAAAAAACACAAAGAGAAUAAGAAAAAAUUAAUUCCUAAUCACUUUACUCAAAACUGGGCCGGACAAAAGUAUUGGCACCCUUUGGAAAAUCUUGUGAAGCUUCUCUAAUUUGUGUAGUGCUGCAACGAUUGAUCGAUUAACUCGAGUAUUCGAUUACAAAAAAAUAUUCAAAUUUUGUUGCUUCGAGUAUUCGUUUAAUUAAAGUGGCGUUUUAAAGGUUUAUUUUGAAAGUGUUUGCAAUUAGUUUUAUUGAUGAGGGUGGAUGCACUGCCCUCUAGUCUGCCUUUUUUCACAUGGCUGAAUCCAACUUCUCCCUGUUAAGACCAAUGUAUGAUAAGUUUUUGUUUGAGCUGUUUUUUAAUGUAUUCUUAAUUCAGUUUAUAGGUAUAUUUAGCCGUUUUUGUGGGAAUAUGUGUCUGAACCAUUUGUUAAGAGCACUGUAAAAAAAAAAAAAAAAAAAAAAAAAAAAAAAAAAAAAAAAAACUA